Ostertagia ostertagi is the source of this 384-nucleotide messenger RNA. The record is from the annotation of a GenBank genome assembly. NCBI's taxonomy places the organism in Eukaryota, Metazoa, Nematoda, Chromadorea, Rhabditida, Trichostrongylidae.
AAACGACGGGGACGGCGACAACGUACCCGACGUGAUGAUGCCAACACCAAAUCGACGGCUGUUGCAUCGCAAUGUCAAUUGAACAAGUGGCUCUUUUUAUUUGUGUAUUCCUUCAUUGCCAGCCUCAGUAACACCGUCGUGCACGCCUACAUACACGACUUUGUGGUCAGGCAGCCCUUGCCGGACGUCCUGCACUCGGUGUUUCCCGAGCAUGAAUGGGCCUACUCUUUGUCUCACUGCUUCGUGAAGGCUUCUUUCGCCAGUUUCUGCUUUCUUCUUAUUUUUCACAAGUUCCGAGCCAUCGUUGCUCGCCGCUUUCUGUUCAUUGGCGCAACGCUCUUCAGUUUCCGUUGUUUUACGCUCGUAGUCACACAGUUGCCCUCA